Molecule: messenger RNA, 3951 nt
Organism: Solanum dulcamara
Lineage: Eukaryota; Viridiplantae; Streptophyta; Magnoliopsida; Solanales; Solanaceae
Product: sodium/hydrogen exchanger 8
Exons: 23
Coding region: 176-3634 (1152 amino acids)
Biological process (GO): proton transmembrane transport
Cellular component (GO): chloroplast envelope; membrane
Molecular function (GO): sodium:proton antiporter activity
Source: RefSeq, a predicted model, not a curated record
AUAAGACAAGCCCAAAUCAACUUGGAUGAUUGCAUCUUGUACAGUGCCAAGUUCAAUUUUUUUUAUUGAUUUGAACUUCAAAACUUCACGUAAUUGUUUCAUUUAUAGUCAACCUUGUCCCCCUUUCAAAACCCACCAAAAUUCUUUGAAUGAUUACACGAAUUAGCAAUUGUUAAUGGAGUUGAUAGUAGAAACGACACCGUUUAGAGUACUGGAAGAGCCAAUUUCAGCUGAAAGUUCUGGUUCAGAUCCUACAAAUGCUGUGAUUUUUGUUGGGAUUAGUUUGUUAUUGGGAAUUGGUAGUAGACAUUUGUUGAGAGGUACUAGAGUACCUUACUCUGUAGCUUUGCUUGUUCUUGGCAUUGGUCUUGGAGCUAUAGAGUAUGGAACACAUCAUGGGUUGGGAAGGAUUGGAGAUGGUAUCCGUAUCUGGGCAAACAUUGAUCCUGAUCUUUUGUUGGCGGUUUUCCUUCCUGCUCUUCUUUUCGAGAGUGCUUUCUCAAUGGAAAUUCACCAGAUAAAGAGGUGUGCAGUACAGAUGCUUUUACUUGCUGGGCCUGGCGUGCUUCUUUCCACUUUUUGUCUUGGAGCUGCCUUCAAGAUUGCUUUUCCUUAUAACUGGACCUGGUCAACAUCGUUGUUGCUUGGUGGACUUCUAAGCGCUACUGAUCCUGUGGCUGUUGUAGCCCUUCUGAAGGAGCUUGGCGCCAGCAAGAAAUUGAGUACCAUAAUUGAAGGAGAGUCCUUGAUGAAUGAUGGGACGGCAAUUGUUGUCUAUCAGCUACUUUUAAGGAUGGUAACUGGUUGGACCUUUAACUGGGGAGCUGUCAUCAAAUUCCUAGUAGAAGUUUCCCUUGGGGCAGUUGGCAUUGGUAUUGCUUUUGGAAUAGCUUCUGUUUUAUGGCUGGGAUUCAUUUUUAAUGACACAGUGAUUGAGAUCAGCCUGACUCUUGCCGUGAGCUAUGUUGCUUACUUCACAGCACAACAAGGGGCUGAUGUUUCUGGUGUCUUGACUGUGAUGACUUUAGGGAUGUUCUACUCAGCUGUAGCUAAAACUGCUUUCAAGGGUGAGAGUCAUCAAAGCUUGCAUCACUUCUGGGAAAUGGUUUCCUAUAUUGCAAAUACAUUAAUUUUUAUCUUAAGUGGAGUCGUCAUAGCUGAAGGAAUUCUUGGUGGUGACAAUAUUUUCAAAAUCUAUGAUAAUUCGUGGGGCUACCUCAUCCUUCUUUAUGUGCUUAUCCUUGUCUCGCGGGCCGUUGUAGUUGGUGUGUUGUAUCCAUUUUUACGAUACUUUGGCUAUGGUUUGGACUUGAAAGAAGCUUUUAUUCUUGUCUGGGGUGGCCUUCGAGGUGCCGUAGCGUUGUCUCUUUCAUUGUCAGUCAAGCGUUCCAGUGAUGGCUCUCAAUAUAUCAGUCCUGAUACUGGAACUCUGUUCGUUUUCUUGACUGGUGGGGUUGUAUUUUUGACGCUCAUCAUCAAUGGUUCAACCACACAGUUUGCUUUACAUUAUCUGGGAAUGGGUAAGCUAUCGGCAGCAAAGAAGCGCAUAUUGAACUACACAAAAUAUGAGAUGUUGAAUAAAGCUCUGGAAGCAUUUGGUGAUCUUGGAGAUGAUGAGGAACUAGGACCUGCUGACUGGCCAACUGUUAAAAGAUAUAUUACUAGCCUAAAUGAUGUGGAGGGUGAACCAGUGCAUCCUCAUACUUCAUCUGAAUAUGAUGAUAAUGUGGACCGUAUGCAUUUAGAAGAUAUUCGGAUCCGCCUGCUAAAUGGUGUUCAAGCAGCCUACUGGGAAAUGCUCAACGAGGGCAGGAUCCCACAAACUAUAGCAAAUCUUCUAAUGCAAUCUGUGGAGGAAGCAAUUGACGUAAUAUCGCAUAAGCCCCUAUGUGAUUGGAAGGGUUUAAGAUCUUAUGUUAAUAUCCCAAAUUAUUACAAGUUUCUUCAAACAAGUUUUGUCCCCCGAAAGCUUGUUACAUAUUUCACUGUUGAUAGAUUAGAGUCUGCAUGCUAUAUCUGUGCUGGAUUUCUCCGGGCGCAUAGAAUUGCACGACAACAACUAAAUGAAUUUAUCGGUGAGAGUGAAAUUGCUUCCCUUGUUAUCAAGGAAAGCGAGGAAGAAGGAGAGGAUGCACAAAAGUUUCUGGAAGAAGUCCGUAUCUCAUUUCCUCAGGUUCUCCGAGUUGUGAAAACCAGACAAGUUACUUAUGCGGUGUUGAAUCACUUGAUUGAUUAUGUCCAUAAUCUUGAGAAGAUUGGUAUAUUGGAGGAAAAAGAGAUGACACAUCUUCACGAUGCUGUUCAGACUGAUUUGAAAAGGCUUGUAAGGAAUCCACCUCUGGUUAAAUAUCCAAAAAUUCGUGAUUUGAUUAGUGUCAAUCCUUUGUUGGGAGCCCUACCUCCUACAGUUCGUGAGACACUAAUUGGUUCAACCAAGGAGAUAAUGAAGUUGCGUGGUGCGACCCUCUAUGAAGAGGGAUCAAAGCCAACUAGAGUUUGGCUAAUUUCAAAUGGUGUAGUGAAGUGGUCAAGUAAGAGCGCGAGUAAUAUGCAUCUACUGCAUCCAACUUUUUCACAUGGGAGUACACUAGGUUUAUAUGAAGUGCUUGUGGGAAAGCCCUACAUCUGUGACAUUAUAACGGACUCCGUGGCUCUCUGCUUUUCUGUUGAUAGUGAGAGGAUACUUACUGCUCUCAGAUCUGAUCCAGCUAUAGAAGAUUUCUUUUGGCAGGAAAGUGCACUCCUUCUUGCGAAAGUCUUGCUUCCUCAAAUGUUUGAAAAGACAACAAUGCAAGAUAUGAGAGCUCUGAUUGCAGAAAGGUCAACUAUGAGCGUAUACAUACGAGGGGAAAGUUUUGAAUUGCCUCACCAUUACAUUGGUUUGCUGUUAGAGGGAUUUGUUAAAGCUCAUGGUUCACAUGAAGGACUUCUUUCUGCCCCUUCACCGUUGCUGCCUUCGUCAUGGGAACAACGAAGCUUCCACAACAUAGAGGCAUCAGGUUUCCAUGCAGCUAGUUUUUCUCACCAACCUUAUCGGUAUCAAGUUGAGACAAGGGCAAGGGUUAUUAUGCUUGAUUUUGCGAGGUUUCAAACAGGCAGGGGUCUUCAGAGAUCGUCUUCGCUAUUAUCGCACUCGAUUGAUCAUCCCUCAAGGUCUUUUAGUAGAGAGCAUGGUGGUUUAAUGAGCUGGCCAGAAAAUACUUACAAGGCUAUGCAACAUAGACAGGAUGUGGAACAGAUUGGUCAACAGGAAACCAAUAUGUCUACCCGAGCAAUGCAGCUAAACAUCUUUGGAAGCAUGAUAAGCAACACAAGAAGUCGUCCAAGAAGUUUUCCUGGAAUUAGUGCAGCUAAAUUCUCUCACAGUCUGUCCUAUCCAGAAGUUCGAUCAGAUCGGGCACAAACACUUGUUUCUGCUAGAUCUGAAGGAUCUACCACAUUGCGAAAGAUGGCUCAAGUGCAAGGAGAGAAUAAAGAUAACACAAUACAACAUCCAAGCCCACCAAUUGAAGAAAGUCAUGUUAGAGAAGACUCAAGCGAUGAUUCUGGUGGCGAGGAUGAACAUCUCAUCAGAAUUGAUUCGGGAAGACCAAGCUUUCCUCAAUGGAUCACAGAGGAAGAUAAAACAUCAUAGGCAGAUUGAGCCUUUCCACACACUGAUUAUGUGAAUACUACUGAGAACAUUGAUUUAUUAUCGUUAUAUGUUUGAAUAACGCGAUAGAGUAAUAGCAUGAGAGGUUUUACCAUUGUGUUGUUCAACAACCUCAUGUGAAUAAUGUAUCCGUCUUAAUACGUGCGGGAAAAAAAAAAAAGAAGUGUUACUUUGUAUGUAACUGGUUUGUUUCCAGAAAAGCUCUUCUCCAUAGAUGUCCAAGAUGUAGCAUGUACAAUUUUUCUUUGGAAAAAGGGCAACAUUGAUCCUGUUUAAUAAGAGAUUCAUAGCUUUUAUAA